AUGGGCUUUACAACAGGCUUCCCUUUCAAAAAGCUGGGCGGAAUGACCCUCACGUACUCGAUCCUCUACAUGUCCUUAUACGUGCACCGGACCAACAGACACGCACAGCGCACACUGCUCAGACAACAAGCGACGCUGCUCAACUCUGCCGUUGACCCGCUCCCUCCACUGCCGGACCCGCCGGCGUACGAAGUGCGCAAAGCCGGUCUGGUCGAAGAGCUCAAGGACCGCUGGAACAGCGAGGUCGAGACGAUUGUGCGCAACCUGCAGACCACUGACUGGGCAGCCAAGCGCGCACAGUGGGAGGACACGGCCGCGGCGGCCUGGACCAAGAUCCGCUCAAGUCAAGCUGCGCAACAGCUCGAGACCCGGGCCAAGGACACUGCCACCGAAGUCGAGCGGAACGUCAGCCAACUCGUGAGCGAAGGCAAAGCCGCCGCAAAAGACGCGAAGGAUAAAGUGGUCCAGAGCGGCGAGCAGGCAAGCGAGAAGGCAAAGAGAGCGACGCGAGAGCCGAGGCUGCUGGAGCUGAAGUGA
Exophiala spinifera is the source of this 537-nucleotide messenger RNA. RefSeq lists its product as uncharacterized. Bases 1 to 537 code for a protein of 178 amino acids. The transcript has 2 exons. Lineage: Eukaryota; Fungi; Ascomycota; Eurotiomycetes; Chaetothyriales; Herpotrichiellaceae. Gene Ontology annotation, cellular component: MICOS complex; mitochondrial crista junction. The record is from RefSeq and is a predicted model, not a curated record. Gene Ontology annotation, biological process: cristae formation.